AUGAGCUCGAAGGAGAAGCCCACUCUCGGAGGCACGCGGAUUAAGACCCGCAAACGGAACAUUGCUGCGCCUCUGGACCCUGCAGCAUUUUCGGAUGCAGUGGUCCAGAUUUAUUUGGAUAAUGCUGGUGAUCUGGAACUUGUAGCAAAGAGUCUUGAGUCUUCGGACCUUAAUUUCUCAAGAUAUGGGGAUACCUUCUUCGAGGUUGUCUUCAGAGGGGCUCGUACACAACCUGGUACAAUCAAACUUGAUGAGGGGGAGUGCCAUCCAUACUCCAUACUUGCUGGUGAGCCUAGCCGUGAAGUCAUUCUGCCGUCCGUGAUCUAUGUGCAGAAAAUCUUGAGGAGAAGGCCUUUUCUCAUCAAGAAUCUUGAAAAUGUCAUGCAAAAAUACUUGCAAUCUUUGGAACUUUUCGAAGAGGAUGAGAGGAAGAAACUUGCAAUUUUCACCGCGCUUGCCUUUUCACAGAAGUUGUCCGGUCUCCCGCCGGAGACUGUUCUCCAGCCACUGCUCAAAGAUAACCUUGUAGCCAAAGGGCUGGUUCUCUCGUUUGUCACUGAUUUUUUCAGGGAGUAUCUGGUCGAUAAUAGCAUUGAUGACCUCAUCUCUAUUCUGAAGAGGGGCAAAAUGGAGGACAAUCUUCUUGACUUUUUCCCUUCUGCAAAGAGGACACCUGAAGCUGUAUCUGAACAUUUCACUAAGGAAGGGCUUCUACCAUUGGUUGAGUACAAUGAAAAGAAGAUAUUUGAUGUGAAGUUGAAGGAAAUGAAAUCUGCAAUCACAAGUCAGAUAGCAGAAGAAGCUGAUGUGGCUGAAGUAAUCGAAACUGUGAAACAGCAUGUUAAAGAUUCUAAAUUCCCAGAUAUUGAGGUUGUGAGAAUUCUUUGGGAUGUCCUGAUGGAUGCUGUGCAGUGGUCUGGAAAAAAUCAGCAGCAGAAUGCCAACUCUGCCCUGCGUCAGGUAAGAAUGUGGGCCAAGUUGCUAAAUGCCUUCUGCACCACUGGGAAGCUGGAGCUUGAGCUUAUAUACAAAGUUCAGGUCCAGUGCUAUGAAGAUGCUAAACUCAUGAAACUGUUUCCUGACAUAAUAAGGUCCCUUUAUGAUCAGGAUGUUCUUGCAGAAGAUACCAUUCUUCACUGGUUCCGCAAAGGAACAAACCUCAAGGGCAGACAAUCAUUUGUGAAGGCGUUGGAGCCGUUCGUGAAAUGGCUAGAAGAGGCUGAGGAAGAAGAAUAA
This is a messenger RNA of Striga hermonthica, 1236 nucleotides long. The record is from the annotation of a GenBank genome assembly. Lineage: Eukaryota; Viridiplantae; Streptophyta; Magnoliopsida; Lamiales; Orobanchaceae.